Messenger RNA from Sphaeroforma arctica JP610, 755 nucleotides. RefSeq lists its product as hypothetical. The transcript is spliced from 4 exons. Bases 24 to 755 code for a protein of 243 amino acids. The record is from RefSeq and is a predicted model, not a curated record. Gene Ontology annotation, molecular function: Hsp70 protein binding. Gene Ontology annotation, cellular component: cytoplasm; cytosol. Gene Ontology annotation, biological process: protein refolding. Lineage: Eukaryota; Ichthyosporea; Ichthyophonida.
UCUCAAUCUCUGUUGAACCGGGAAUGAAAGAUGGUGAUAGGAUAACACUGGAGGCCCAAGGCGACCAACAAGCUGCAGGGCGACCCGAGGCUGAUAUAGUGGUGGUGUUACAAGAGCGAGAGAAUCUCCGGUUCAGGCGGAAGGGCGAUGAUCUGUGCACCACGUUAGAGAUUAUGCUAGUGGAAGCGCUGUGUGGGUUUACACGCUACAUCACCUUUGUCAACAACAAGAAACUUGCCGUCACGUGUGCGCCUGGGCAAGUCACAACGGAAGGCCAUCGAAGGUGUAUACCUGGACUGGGUAUGCCAAUCAGGGGGAGCCCUGGCAAGCAUGGGCGAUUGAUUGUUGAGUUCACUGUUAUGUUUCCGCCAGACAACUUUGCGGACGAGGCCAGUAUGGCCAUGCUGGAGGGUCUGCUGCCGCCAAGGCCAGACCUACCGGCCCCACGCGAUGACGAAGAGGUGCACCCAGGCGAGUUCGAGUUGCAAGAAAUGGAGGACUCAGACGGAGGUUCCGAACUUUCCGGACAGUACAACUCGCGCCCAACAAUGGAUAACCACACCCCCUCACACGGCACGCGACAGGUGAACUUAGGAGAUGCCAUGCAUAUGUACCGCGGGCGAGCGUCUCUGACCAGUGUGCCGUCGAGUGAGAUGAUGGGCCCUAUGGGUGAUGGUGAUUCCUUUGGUAGUUAUAUGAACCAGCACGGCGGAGGGAUCGGCCACCAACAGCAACGGGAUUGCCAGGCACAGUAG